Molecule: messenger RNA, 1051 nt
Organism: Tachysurus fulvidraco (yellow catfish)
Lineage: Eukaryota; Metazoa; Chordata; Actinopteri; Siluriformes; Bagridae
Product: C-C chemokine receptor type 7-like
Exons: 1
Coding region: 49-939 (296 amino acids)
Biological process (GO): immune response; G protein-coupled receptor signaling pathway
Cellular component (GO): membrane
Molecular function (GO): G protein-coupled receptor activity
Source: RefSeq, a predicted model, not a curated record
CUCCUUCUUUUAUUAUCUGCUACACCCUGUUACACGAAAGCUCUAACCAUGCAGCACCACAACUCAUCCAACAGCUCGCUCAUCACUCCUGUCCCAACUGAGAACCUGAUUGCCAGUAUUGUGGUGGCAGUUUGCUUCAUACUGGGAGUCCCUGGUAAUAUUGCUGUAAUGGUGCGUCUGUCUGGAUGGCUGAAGAGAGGCAGUUUCACCCCAAGACUGAUGCUAAGCCUGGCCAUAUCAGAUCUACUUACUCUGAUUUCUCUGCCCGUUUGGAUUUGGGCUUUUCUGCAUGGCUGGGUGUUUGACUUGGUCUUGUGUAAGCUUCUCUAUUUCUUGAUCUACUUAAGCUUCAACUGCAGCAUACUGUGUGUGAUUUUGAUGAGCAUGCAGCGAUACAUCCAAGUGCUGCAUCCUGAGAAAUGGAAGAAGCUUGGCAGAAAAGGAAAGAAGAUCCUUUUGAGUGGGAUGUGGAUGUUAAGUGUAGUUUUAUCAUGCUAUGUUCUCAUACUAAGCAGUAUAAGCUUGGACAGAGGAGGACGUCUUCAGUGCAGGCUAAUUUUUCAGAAUGAGGUUGAAAUUGUGUCUAUUUUCAUUUGGGAGUUUAUACUAUUUGUAGCUUCAUUCACCACCGUAUCUUAUUUCUACUUUCACCUUCACAGAGGAGUUAAUAACUCAGCUUUCUUUAGCAGUAACUCAUUGACCAAGGUGGUGACCAGAAUUGUGGUGUGUUUCUUCAUUUUUUGGAUCCCACUUGAAAUCUCCAAGAUUGUGAUCAUCAUUGCAACAUUGACUGAGAAUGACCGUCUGAUAGGAUCUGCAGAAUCUGGAUAUUAUGUUACUACAGCUCUGGCUUUUAUUAACAGUUGUGUGAACCCCUUCCUGUACGCUUUCUCUGCUCGGGCUCUUCAACAAGGAACAGCUGGAACAAAUGAUCCUUAGUUUCUUGAAGAUAUCGAGGUUUGAGUGAGCUGAUGCACGUCUCUGACAGACUUUCACAGACAUUGCAUUUAAAGGAACACCAUAUAAAAUUAUAUAAAUCGUUUUGAUUAUU